ACAGCGUGACGUCGCAGCGGUUGACGCCUCGCGCUUGUGUUGAUUGUGACUUGCGAAAUGGAGAAAAGAGCUUUUCGUAAAACAGCAGCACGCCUCUUAAUUUGAGGAUUUUUGUUCCUGAAUAAAACAGGAACAUCGACCAGAAGAACCGCGGCCGGCUGGACACUGACGUUACCAUAGCGACCGAAAUAUCUGCUUAUGAAAUGCAGCGCUCGGUAGGAUGAUCAGCAAUCAAGAAGACGAUGAGUUUGUUGCAGUGCGGGUCCAAGAUCCCCGCAUGCAAAACGAAGGCUCGUGGAAUUCCUAUGUGGAUUAUAAAAUAUUCCUACAUACCAACAGUAAAGCCUUCACGGCGAAGACGUCCUGCGUGCGUCGGCGCUACAGUGAGUUUGAAUGGCUCAAGAAGAAACUUCAGAAGAACGCUGGUUUGGUGCCAGUCCCAGACCUCCCUGGAAAAUCCUUCUUCUCCUUCACCAAUGAGGACUUCCUGGAGAGGAGAAGGAAAGGACUUCAGGCCUUUUUAGACAGCGUGGUGAACAUGACGGUGUGUCUGUCAGACAGCCAGCUCCACCUCUUCCUGCAGACUCAGCUGCCAGUCGGUCACAUCCAGGACUGCGUGCAGGGCCACACUCCCUACACCGUGACGGAGGCCAUUCUCACCUACGCCUCGUCAAAUCGAGGCCUCGCUCAGGCUCAGGAGGACGACUCCAUCAAGGAGCCGAGUUUGACCGUUUCUUAUGAGUCCAUGGAGAGCCCAGCCCCUCAUCAACCUUGCCAGCAACCCAGAGAGACCUUCCGCCCCGAGCUCUUGUCCUGCGCUGACCCUGACCCUCUGGAAGGUUUGCUGGAGCUCUGUGAUAAAGACACAGAUGACUUUCAGCACAAAGAGAAAUCCUCAGUAAAGGUCCUCCAGAAGGACAACCAUCUAGAAGCUGUUGUCGAGGACUGCGGCGCGACAGGGGCGACCUUUUUUCUGGGUGAAAGCCAGAACGUCCCUGAGAGUCUGAGCCUUGGUGCAGAAACCCAGCAGAGGAGCUGCUGUCAGAUACAGACUCCGGUGGAGGUGCACUCGCCCAUGGGGGCUGACUUUGAGGAGAACAAGGUGGAGAGCUCAAACGAGGAGAGCAUUGUGACGAUAGAUACAGAAGAAAAGACUGUUCCUCAUUCAGACACAAAGGCUGAUCAGAAGGAAAGUCCUGAGGAGGCAAAAAUAGAAAUGGUCGACAUUGAGCCAGAAACAUCUGCAAAUUCUGCACUCAUUUUAGAUUCUACGGACCGUGAGUUUAGGGAACAGGGAACAGAAAGCGAAGCCGGAUCUCAGGAGGAAGUUCUGGAGGUCGUCUGCUCGGAGAAGCAAGUUUUAGGAAAUCACGUUAACGGUCUCAAGAAAGUUGGUAGCUCUGCGGAUCACGUCGAAGACGUCAGCUGUCCUGAGGAAGCAAAGAGCUCAGACGGACAAAAAGAGUCAGACAACGCAAAAAGUGACGAAUCUGAGAGUAAAGACGAGAAGCCGCUCGAGUCAGAAAUCCACGAAGAAACUCACAACAUGAGCAGUGUUCCAGAGGCGGAAAGCUGUGACGAUGGCAUUGUUGAACAAAUGGACCAAGUUAAACAGGAAGCGGAUCAGGUCGGGACCAAAGAUGACAGCGACGAGGACAGCCACUCAUCUUCCAAUGAGAGCAUCGUCAAGGUCAGCGAUGAAGAAAGCAUUUGUGACGAGGCCGAGGACUCUGUCCUGGCUGCAGACGGCUACAUGAAGACGUCUCCUGAGGAGGAGAGCCCCAGUAGAAACAUUUUGCACAUGAAUGGAUGCCUUGAGGUGAAAGAGGACAUAUCCGCCCAGGAGGACGAGGACCUGCAGUACAUAAGCGACAUCAGUGACUUUAGCAAAUCUCUGGAGCUUCACUCGACUGUCACCGGUGGAGAUUUGACUGAAAAUAGUGACAUUAGCGUCUUAGAGAGCAGCUGCACGCCUGGGUUGUCUGAAAGUAAAUGUACGGAGCAGGAGACCUUGUCCUUGCUGUCUCUGGACGCCUCAGAGGAGACUCAUGAGGUGGAGGUGCAUUAGUUAGACAGUUGAACGGCACCACGUCAUAAAGCCGGAGAAAUGGAGUUGUCAUCUGCCAAAGACACAUUCAGUCACGUAAAGAUACAUAAAUAAUCUGCUCAUUAAAUGCAGUCUUCACAGUGUGAGUCAGUCUGUAUCAUGUUAUGGGUCUAACUUUUCAGUUUUUAAAAACUGUUUAAUUUUAAAGUGUGACUCUUCAUUUACACUCAGGUAAACUAGAUAUUGGCACUGUUAUUGCCCCAUGGAUGAAUGAUGAUUGGCUUUUUGGGAACAGCAGAGGGUGCUCAAGUUCACAAAAGCAUCUUAGGGUUGAUUCAUAUAAAGAGCUAAAGGUUUCAUUGUUGUGUGAUAUAAAAUGUGAUUUCAGAAAUGUUAAUUUUAAGUUUAGUGUGAUUGCUCUGAAAUAUAGUCAUGUUGUGGGGAACUUGUGCAAAUUAUGACAGAAAUAUACGUUCAAAUUAAAGAAUAGAUUCACAUUUUACAUGUAAGUACUUUGAUUUAAGGUUUUUCUUGCUGUAACUGAUCCUACUGUCCAUGCUGACUGUCAAGAUGUACCUUCCUUGUGAAGAAAAGUAAAAUCCAGUCUAAAACGCUCAAGUUCAGCUUUAAUUAAUAUGAGGUUUUCGUCGUCUGACAUAGAAAAAUCAAGUCUAUUUAUUACCCAUUUCAGUCUGUGUUUACAUGCAGAGCUGCAGUGGAAGCACAUUAAGAAAAAGAGUAAUUUCAGUACAAAAAACACAACUUUUUUCACUUAAUUUGUCUAUUUCAGACUGCUGAAGCCUCACAUUAACUGUGAUUAAACUUUGAGGGCUGGACGAGGUCUCGUCACAAAAAGUAUGAACAGGAAAAACAAUUACAGCAACCAAAAACAGUUUGAAUCUAACCUAACAGUCACUGGAGAGUCACACGCACAGCUUUUAUCGCUCUCAUUUACAGCCCCACGUACUAUUAAACCCGUAAAAAUAACUUUAGAUUUUAACCAUGUCCUAUAGAAUCCUGAUAAUGUUUAAAAGUCAAAAAUUCUUCAAAAUCUUGACCUGCUGCUUGACAACAAUCCCGUAAUAAUUGGCGCAUCUUGUUUAUGAUGCAACAUAUUAACUCAAGAUGGUUCGAUUAGACUACAGAUGAAACAGAUAAACUGUAUCAAAGAUAAUUUUAGUUUUUUAACAUGUUUGGAUUGAGGCCAAACUAACAGAGCAAGUGGCACGCAUUGCUCUGAACAAAUUGUUUUAUAGGCAGCAGUGCUAAUGUGAUUUUAUUAUCAGAAAGGGUAAACAGCAAACACUUUAGCCCAAAUAUGUCUGUGGUUGACAUCAAUAAAUUUGAUGUCAUAAAAAAAAUCUCACUGCAAGAACUGUAAUCCGCGCAGUGUUCACGGACACCUUUUCAGUCUUGUGGUCUUGUAAUUUCUGGAUUUUUUUAAUGAUCUAAACUUCACAAAGAGGAAACGCCGUGGUUUACACACACUAAGCUUUAUCAUAGUCAGUCUGGUUGUCAGUUUACUUGUUAUUUUUCCAGGUUAUUCGGCUCAUGCACUAUUUAACUACAGCUGGUGAAAGUGAGCAUAGUUUUUUGUUGAAUCACUACACUGAAAAAAGUACACUGUUGUGCGCACAGUCCAAAAGGUCCAGCAGGUUGGAUUUAGGGGCAUUUAAUUGCAGAAUUAUUAUUUUAAAACUGUCAUAACUACUUUUUUAUUCUUGUAUAAUCACCUGAAAAUUAGAAUCACUUUUGUUACCUCAAAAACUCAGAUACCAACCCAACACAUAAAGUUUCAGUUCUGCAGCUUCUCUGCCAGAUGCCACUAAAUUUAACACACUGGAUCAUUAAUUCCAGUCAGUCUGAAACUCAGCUGCAGUUUGACCUCAUUGUUUUCACACAUUACUGCUGCUGCUGUUUGUAAUUCUAAUUCAUUUUGUUGUUUUUUUAAAGGGACCGAGAGUUUAUUGUGCUAGACUCUAGUCGGUGGAUUGUAGAGUUCUGGGUUUAGCUUUUACUUGUUCUUUUUUUAAAGAAUGUUUUGAAGGAGGAUUUUGUAACAUGGAUCUACAAGGGCAACGAUAACAACCUGAGCGACUGUGUCCAUGUAAAUCUAAUUUUAUUUCAAAUAAAUAGUUUUUUUUCCUUUA
Messenger RNA from Plectropomus leopardus (leopard coralgrouper), 4197 nucleotides. RefSeq names its product sorting nexin 11 (gene snx11). NCBI's taxonomy places the organism in Eukaryota, Metazoa, Chordata, Actinopteri, Perciformes, Serranidae. Gene Ontology annotation, molecular function: phosphatidylinositol phosphate binding. Gene Ontology annotation, biological process: vesicle organization; intracellular protein transport. The record is from RefSeq and is a predicted model, not a curated record. Gene Ontology annotation, cellular component: endosome.